This is a messenger RNA of Drosophila grimshawi, 850 nucleotides long. Its product is annotated as coactosin-like protein. The record is from RefSeq and is a predicted model, not a curated record. Bases 359 to 850 code for a protein of 163 amino acids. Gene Ontology annotation, biological process: regulation of actin filament polymerization. Gene Ontology annotation, cellular component: plasma membrane; site of polarized growth; actin filament. The transcript has 3 exons. Lineage: Eukaryota; Metazoa; Arthropoda; Insecta; Diptera; Drosophilidae. Gene Ontology annotation, molecular function: actin filament binding.
CGUGAGCAGCAUUUCGUGCGAGUCGGACGGAGUCGGUCGGCUAUUUCUCGAUCCCUCCGGUUAUAUAGCCUGUGUCUUUGUCUUAUUAUUUUUAAAUUUAUUUAUUUUUUUUUUGUAUUUUAUUAAUUUUUUGUUGUCUUGUUGUUAUUAUUUACCGUGGCACCAAUUUACCGCUGACAUUGUGCGCGUUGUGUGCUCAAACUGUUGCAUUCUCAAUUCGAAGUUGCACCAAAAAGCCAAGCGGCACAAAAUUCAUUGAACUCUCCGUUGAGUUGCAGCAACAGCCGCCACUCACAAAGCAGAAGAAGAAGAGCAGCGCAGAGCAGGAGCCGCCACAGCAUCCCAUUCAGCCAGCAACAUGUCAGACGGCAUUGAAGUUGAACAAAUUGUGGAGACCAAGCCAAGAAGGAUGCCGCAGGCGACGUCGGUCGAUAAGGACGCCAUACGGGAGGCCUACGAGGAUGUGCGCUCCGAUCUCACAGACACCGAGUGGGCUGUCUUCAAAUUCGAUGGGGCGCAGAUAAUUGUGCAUGGGCGUGGCCAGUGCUUUGAGCAGUUCCGCGAGCAAUUUGGCGAUUCGGAGCGUGCCUUUGGCUACAUACGCAUACAGAUGGGCGAUGAGAUGUCCAAGCGCAAGAAGUUCAUCUUUCUCACGUGGAUUGGCCAGGAGGUAGGCGUCAUACAGCGCGCCAAAAUGUCAACGGACAAGGCGCUCAUCAAGGAUGUCUUGAAUAAUUUCGCCGUGGAGCUGCAGGCGGGCGUGGAGGCUGAACUGGACAUUGAGCUGUUCCGCGAAGCGUUGAAUCGCGCCGGUGGCGCCAACUACGGCACUGGCAUCCGGGACAAUUAA